GGUGGGCCCUGCUAGCACGGCAGGAAGCCACUUGGCGGUCUUUCUUGGCCCGCCGUCGCAAUCGACAUCGCAUCCCAAGCUGCUAACCUUAUUAUUGCUUGCCAGGGUGCAGUUCGCUUUAGGCUGGCAGACCGGGCGCGGCAGCAAACAUCACUCCAACAGACGUUACUUGUUUGGUGUCUCAGUCCGAGCACACUGGCACUCCCACACGCCAGCACGCCCACCACUGCCGACACCUCACACGCACCAGUACCAGUGCCGCUCCCAUUCCAGCUCCGGUGCGACUCUGCUACCCGAGAAGCCCUUUGACGGCCCCAAGGUCCCCUCGUGGGGUUGAACCUUAGCAUCAUGGCCUCCCGUGAGAAGGACCCCAUUCAACACCACACCCACCACACCCACCACACCCACGCCCUGCCCGCAUCCCAGCAGCCACGAGGGCAGCCAACAUGGAUCUGAAGUCGCUGACACUAGACGGCCACAUCUCAGUCAAGCAGUUCAUUCGAAACGUCCGCGCCGCAAAGACCAUCGCAGACGAGCGUGCCGUCAUCCAGAAGGAGAGUGCAUCCAUACGAGCCAGCUUCCGCGAGGAAAGCCACGACCACCAAGUCCGGCGCAACAAUGUUGCCAAGUUGCUCUACCUCUUCACCCUGGGCGAGAGGACCCAUUUCGGCCAGAUCGAGUGUCUCAAGCUCCUCGCCUCGCCACGCUUCGCCGACAAGCGUCUAGGCCACCUGGCCACGAGUCUGCUGCUGGAUGAGAACCAGGAGGUGCUUACACUAGUGACGAACUCGCUCCAGAAUGACCUCGCCCACUCGAACCAAUAUGUCGUCGGCCUUGCCCUCUGCACCCUCGGCAACAUUGCCUCCAUCGAAAUGUCCCGAGAUCUGUUCUCCGAGAUCGAGAAGCUCGUCUCGACCGCGAACCCGUAUAUUCGAAGAAAAGCCGCCCUCUGCGCCAUGAGGAUAUGUCGAAAGGUACCAGAUCUGCAGGAACACUUUGUCGAGAAGGCCACGGCCUUGCUUCAGGAUAGGAAUCACGGUGUGCUCCUGUGUGGGCUGACACUGGUAACGAGUCUCUGUGAGGCAGACGAGGAGGAGGGCGGCGAGGAGGGCAUUGUCGAGAAGUUCAGGCAGUUCGUGCCCAUACUGGUCAGGACACUGAAGGGACUGGCAUCCUCUGGCUACGCCCCUGAACAUGAUGUCAUGGGGAUUACCGACCCUUUUAUACAGGUCAAGAUCUUACAUCUGCUCCGAGUUCUGGCUAGGGGCGAUGCCCAGAUCAGCGAGCAGAUCAACGACAUCCUCGCGCAGGUUGCGACCAACACCGACUCUUCCAAGAACGUCGGCAACUCGAUCCUGUACGAGGCGGUACGAACGAUCCUCGAUAUCGAGGCCGACUCUGGUCUGAGGGUGCUCGGUGUCAACAUUCUUGGCAAGUUCCUCACCAACAGGGACAACAAUAUCCGAUACGUCGCGCUCAAUACCCUGAUCAAGGUCGUCGCAAUCGAGCCGAACGCUGUGCAGAGACAUCGAAACACGAUCCUCGAGUGUCUGCGAGACCCAGACAUCAGCAUAAGGCGGCGUGCCCUCGACCUCAGUUUCACGCUCAUCAACGAGAGCAACGUCAGGGUGCUGAUCAGGGAGCUCCUGGCCUUCUUGGAAGUUGCGGAUAACGAGUUCAAGCCUACCCUGACGACCCAAAUUGGCAUCGCCGCCGACCGAUAUGCGCCGAACAAAAGGUGGCACGUUGAUACCAUGCUGAGGGUCUUGGCACUAGCCGGAAACUACGUCAAGGAACCCAUCAUGUCUUCUGUCAUCCGACUGAUCGCGACGACCCCGGAGCUCCAGACAUACGCGGUCCAGAAGCUGUACACAAGUCUUAAGAAAGAUAUCACCCAGGAGAGCUUGGCACAGGCGGGAGCAUGGUGUAUCGGGGAGUACGGUGAUGUGCUGCUCAGGGGUGGGCAAUACGAGGAGGAGGAGCUCGUGAAGGAGGUCAAGGAGCACGAGAUUAUCGACCUCUUCUCCACCAUCCUGAACAGCAACUACGCCACCCAGGUCACCACGGAGUAUAUCGUCAACGCGUUGAUCAAACUGACAACGAGGCUGACAGACGGAACGCAAAUCCAAAGAGUAAAGAAACUGCUCGAGAACCACCAGACAAGCUUGGACGUCGAGGUUCAACAGCGCGCCGUCGAGUACCUGAACCUGUUUGGUCACGACCAGCUCCGCCGCGGUGUCCUCGAGAAGAUGCCGCCGCCGCAGAUCAAGGAGGAGAACCGCGUGCUCGGCGAGAAGUCCGCCAAGGAGAAGAAGAAGUCGAACAGGAGGUCGAAGCCCAUCAAGGUCUCAGAACAGGACCUGCUCAUGGAUAUCAUGGGCGACAGCGCCCCGUCCCCGGCCCCCUCAAACGGUAACUCCCAGAACAACGCAGACCUCCUGGCCGACAUCCUCGGCGGCACGACCUCACCACCGCCAACAUCAUCAAACUCGGGCACGCCGGCACCACAGUCCAACAUGUCCGCCAUCAUGGACCUCUUCGGGUCCGGCCCCGCACAGGCCACGCCGCCCCCCCAGGCCGCCGCCGCGGCGCCGCCGCCGGCGUCGUCGUCGUCGGGUCUGGACCUGCUCGGCCAGAUGGGAGGCGCGGCCUCCCCCGCGCCGCAGGCAGCAGCGGCGCCGGCGGGCUUCCCCUGCUACAACAACAACGGCGUGGUGGUGACCAUCGCCACGCAGCGCAACGCCGAGGGCAUGGUGCAGGCCGUCGCGCGGUUCCGCAACGCGUCGGGGGGCCCGCUGUCCAACGUCGGGGUGCAGGCGGCCGUGCCCAAGAGCCAGAAGCUGCAGCUCAACAGCAUAUCGAACUCGGAGCUGGCGCCCGGGACCGAGGCCACGCAGGCCAUGAGGAUCCAGGGGGUCAAGGGUCCUUUACGUCUGCGUCUAAGGGUCCAGUACGCACACCCCUCGGCCGGGCAGGUGAUGGACCAGGUGAACUGGUCGGAGCCGUCCUGAGUGAGCGGCGGGGGGCUCGGCGGCGGAUGAGAGCAACGAAUGGGAAACUCGAAACAAUCGAAUAUAGUAAGAAGGUUCGAUGCGUGAGAGAACGAUCGAGGUAUUGGUGGGGGAGGGGGGUGUUGCUGUAAAGAGAGAGGGCUGGGUGGCUAACGCAGAGGCGUCUUGAUUGGGCGGGGGAUGGGGCUUCGAGGAUGGAUGGUCGUCCGUCAUCAAAAGCAAGCAAGUGAAGCAAGCAAGUGAAGCAAGCGGUCAAUACAUAUCUACGUACAAGCAGUCGGUCCCGCCAUGACUGACUGGUGUUCAUCCAUUUGGCCUCUCUGUGUGUGUGUCUGGCAGGCCUCUCUCUCUCUCUCUCUCUCUCUGGCGGCCUGGGGCUUUUCAUCACCAUGAGUGGCUGGCUGGCUGGCUGGCUGGUUGUUCCCAUCUUGCUUGAGAUCGGCACGGCGGUUCCUGC
This is a messenger RNA of Diaporthe batatas, 3468 nucleotides long. RefSeq lists its product as uncharacterized. The coding region runs from base 447 to 3011 and encodes 854 amino acids. The record is from RefSeq and is a predicted model, not a curated record. Gene Ontology annotation, molecular function: clathrin-cargo adaptor activity. Lineage: Eukaryota; Fungi; Ascomycota; Sordariomycetes; Diaporthales; Diaporthaceae. Gene Ontology annotation, cellular component: membrane coat; AP-1 adaptor complex; Golgi apparatus. The transcript is spliced from 4 exons. Gene Ontology annotation, biological process: receptor-mediated endocytosis; intracellular protein transport; Golgi to vacuole transport.